AUGGGGAGUACUUUGAGGAAAUUGUGUUCAAGUUCUAGUGUCCAAGCAGUUGGAUCAGUUCUUGACCGAGUUAUAUCGCAACCAAGCACCGAAGACCAUACUGUAUUAUAUAAACUGGCUGAUUAUAAAAAAGGUGGCAUACUGUUAGAGACAUACGCAAAAGGCGGCAUGUUUGCCGCAGAGAAGUUAAUUCGAGACGAAUUCUCGGCUUAUAUGUAUGCUGGUGGAAGGGGUCGCGUUAUCAAUAGAGCUGAAUAUCUACGCUGGAAGUUUAGAGAGCAAGAACAGGUAGUGCUUCCGAUUGAAGCGUCGCUAUCCCCACACGACCCCCUCGCUAAAUGGGAAGAUCACACCGCUUGCUGGCAAAUGAGCUACCGUGGAGCCCUGGGGGAAUCUCUUUUACACGUGCUAAUUAUUUGUGAUACUAAGAUACAUACCCGUUUAGCUAGAACAUUAGUGAAGUGUUUUCCAAAAUUGUCACUAGAUGUUGUAGAAGGUGAAGAGUAUUUAGGCGCCAGUUCAUUGCACCUAGCUAUUGCUUAUAGCAAUAAUGAGUUGGUCCAAGACCUGGUAGAAGCCGGCGCUGAUGUUCAUCAACGUGCUAUCGGUAGCUUCUUUCUUCCUCGCGACCAACAACGGGUGCCAGCCACGCGGCAAACGAACUACGAAGGCUUGGCAUACCUCGGGGAAUACCCCUUAGCCUGGGCAGCCUGUUGCGCCAACGAGGCGGUGUACAACCUCCUUCUGGAUUCUGACGCUGACCCCGACGCUCAGGACUCAUUUGGCAAUAUGAUAUUGCAUAUGGUGGUCGUGUGUGAUAAGUUGGACAUGUUUGGUUACGCACUUCGCCAUCCGAAAGUACCAGCAAGUAAUGGAAGGCAAAACAUCGCCGGAUUCACGCCUCUUACUCUGGCGUGCCAACUCGGUCGAGCGUCUGUGUUCAGGGAAAUGUUGGAGUUGUCUUCAAGGGAGUUCUGGAGGUACUCUAAUAUCACGUGUUCGGCGUAUCCGUUGAACGCUUUGGAUACCCUAUUGCCAGAUGGAAGGACAAAUUGGAAUUCUGCACUAUUCAUAAUCUUGAAUGGGACAAAACAAGAACAUUUAAACAUGUUGGAUGGAGGCAUUAUACAAAGACUUCUAGAAGAAAAAUGGAAAACAUUUGCAAGAAAAAAGUUUCUGAAACGACUAAUGAUCCUGAUGCUACACCUCCUCCUCUUGUCUGUAUCGGUGUACCUUCGCCACAGCAGCGUGGAAGCUGACUCGUAUCCAGAUUGGGGUCUGGAGAUAACAGACGCUCGGAGUGGAAUCAGAUUGGCCUGCGAACUAGGAACCUUAUUGAGCACCCUCUGUUACAUUGUACUGCAGCAGGGCGAUGAAAUCAAGAACCAAGGGCUUAUAGCUUAUUUUAAGCAGUUGAUACACGAGCCGGCAAAAUUCAUUUUUCUGGCGUCGAACCUGUUGCUUCUCGCCUGUAUCCCGGCUCGACUUACGAAACAGACGAUGCUUGAGGAGGCCAUUUUGAUUUUCGUUCUACCCGGAUCAUGGUUUCUACUAAUGUUCUUUGCAGGAGCUGUAAAGUUGACCGGUCCCUUUGUGACGAUGAUAUACAGCAUGAUAACGGGAGACAUGUUCACAUUCGGUAUCAUCUACUGCAUUAUACUGUUUGGGUUCUCACAAUCUUUCUUCUUUUUAUAUAAAGGAUUCCCCAAUGUCCAAUCAACAUUGUAUUCGAGUUACCCGAGCACUUGGAUGGCGCUGUUUCAAAUAACUCUUGGCGACUACAGUCAGUACUCGGAGCUCGGGCAGACGAUUUACCCAAAUCUCUCGAAGACCGUGUUCGCUGUGUUUAUGGUUUUCGUGCCGAUCCUACUCCUAAACAUGUUGAUCGCCAUGAUGGGUAACACUUAUGCGCAUGUUAUUGAGCAGUCUGAGAAGGAGUGGGUCAAACAAUGGGCAAAAAUUGUAGUGUCGUUAGAGCGAUCUGUAGCACAAGAGGACGCUCACAAGUAUCUGCAGGAGUACUCUAUAGGCCUAGGUCCUUCAGAUGACCCGAGAUACGAACAGCGCGGAGUGAUGGUCAUUAAGAGUAAGGCCAAAACUAGAGCAAAGCAACGAAAAGGCGCUCUGGCUAAUUGGAAGCGCGUAGGCAAAGUAACGAUAGCAGAGCUUCGAAAACGAGGGAUAACGGGUGAAGAACUGCGUCUGCUGAUGUGGGGACGAGUCUCGAUAUCAACACCAACGAAGAAGCAGGCGCCAGUACCACCUCCAGAAGUUGUAAAGGAGGCUGCGGGUGUUGGCGGCGUUGCACUCUCUUCAGCUCUGUCUGCUAUGGCGUUUGCUCAAGAUUUAGACCUCACGAAUACCGGCACCGAAACAAUACACCAACCACCAGAUAUUCUUGUGAAUGGACUCCAAAGGCAAAAGAUUCCAUCGCCCGUGCAAGCUGUAAACCAGAACGUGCCAACAAUGAUCAAAUCUCCGGAAAAUUCCGUGUUUCCAGUCAAAAGUGCGUUGAUAAAUGAACAGAAUAACUUCCUCGGUAUGGAACUGCAAGCUGAGUUUAUAAAUAGAACUCACGAACCUCGUCAUCUUCAAGUCUUUCCUGACUACAUGAAAGAGUUGGUGACACGUUCAGAGGAAGGACCGAGCACCCCAGAGUUAAAGACUCUCGCGGAGAAAGCUGCCGAACUGAAUGGUAUACCAGAGAUAGAUGUCACUGUUUCGAGCGCAGUUAAGUCUUCACGUCUCGUGGUUGCUGGUGCAGUGUCAGGGCUAUUUGGGGUGGCCGCUGAUCAACCACCCCCCGACAGUGGCUGGCGAAGAGAGAGGCAAGAACACACAGAUAGCGAUCCUAUAUCUGAAAGCGCAGUGCUUGGCCGCGCAUGUCGUGCUAAGCGGGCACGAACGGCGUCACGUCGCGCGGCUCCGCCACCUCCGCAUCUUUACGUACCCGCUAGAUCGAUGUACUUGGUUGCGUCAGAAAGUAGCGCAGUUGAAAGCGAUGCUCCGUGGGAUGAAACAAUCAAUUCGGCGGUCGGUCAACGUGACGUUCAUAUGAAAGCAGCGCGCCCUUUGUGCAUACAAUACGCAACUGGACAGGCUCAAGUUGAACACUCGUUUUUCAUUCAAGGGGCAGGUAGCGACCCGGACGUCGAGAGCGCUCCACCACAAAGUGGUAGAACCAGACCCAAGACUGCUCGAACACGUCGAAAUAGGGUUUCCCCAAUCCCGCAAACUGGCAGCCCCCUGGAACCAUGGGCCACAGCAAACUUGUCAAAACUCACUAGGCUCAUGCAUUCAGCCAGCACGGCCUCCAUUCACUCCUCCCAAAGUUCUCCAGAAACACCGAGAAGAUAUUAG
Messenger RNA from Leptosia nina, 3360 nucleotides. Lineage: Eukaryota; Metazoa; Arthropoda; Insecta; Lepidoptera; Pieridae. The record is from the annotation of a GenBank genome assembly.